Molecule: messenger RNA, 468 nt
Organism: Durusdinium trenchii
Lineage: Eukaryota; Dinophyceae; Suessiales; Symbiodiniaceae
Source: the annotation of a GenBank genome assembly
AUGCACGCCAAUGCGAGAAAGAACCGAAUUGAGGCCGAAGAACGGCUGAAGGAAUACGACCUUUUCUGCGACACCCGUGCAGGCGACUUAGGUUCUUCCAUCCGCAGUAGCAGUGUUGCAAAGCAGGAACUAGAAGCAAGGAUCUCAAAAGCAGAAGGGACGAUCCAAUCUCUAAGUCGCCGCCUUCAGGAGGCCAUCUCUGGAAUUGAGUCCGAUGAGGCAAACCUAGAGUCAGUGACAAGCCUUCGCAACAAGGAGAAAGCUCAGUUCGAGAGUGCUCAGAAGGACUUGACGGACUCUGCAGAAUCCAUGCAGCAAGCAGUUCGGAUGUUGGAGAAGGCCUCCAAGGGUCGUGGCAAGUCUGGACUUUUACAGUUUCAGGAGGCUCCAGAUGCUCAAGCUACAAUCAAUGCUCUGGCAUCUGGUGCCACUGGUGAUCCCAAUGGCCUGAGAUUUCUCAGAAUGUGA